Molecule: messenger RNA, 3032 nt
Organism: Trichoderma virens Gv29-8
Lineage: Eukaryota; Fungi; Ascomycota; Sordariomycetes; Hypocreales; Hypocreaceae
Exons: 4
Coding region: 1-2130 (709 amino acids)
Molecular function (GO): protein binding
Source: RefSeq, a predicted model, not a curated record
AUGCCACCAGAGGGGCAGCGAGGGGCCAAUUACCCUCCGAGAGGCGGCAUGGGUCCUGGGAAUAGGGGCAGGCCGAACAUGGCUCGAGGAGGUGGACCGCCGGGUCCAUCCGCAGGUACAGCUCAGCGAAGCAUGACGAUGCCGAAUAGUGGUGUUGGUGGACGUGGAAUGCCGCAGAGACCGGCCACGACAACGGGGAACCGCCCUCCGCCUCAGAGAACAUAUCCUCAAGAUACCCAGGGCCCCCCACAACACCAGUAUAAUAAUGCUGGCUACGGUGAUGAUGGAUAUGGCGGCGCGUACCACAACUCGGCGAUCGACGACGUUUACGACUCUUACUACGACGAGCCGAGAGCAAGCAUAUCGAGCCACAACUCGCAAACACAAACACAAGGUCAUGCACGGCAGGAGAGUCGUUCAAGCAUGCCUGACUUUGACGCUAUCCCCGUGGACAACAAACGAGACUCGUUUGAGCAAUCGAUGCGGCCGGCCGAGCAGACCAAGCUGAAUCACGCUCGAUCCAUGGGGGAUAUGCGUGGGUCACACUCUGGCGCCUUUGAGAUGACGGGCGACAUCCCUCAGGUCCCGCCGAUUCCUCAAUCCCACGCGUACCAGCAAGGAUACGACCAAGGAUACGGCCAAGGAUACGAUCAGGGACACGAUCAAGGAUACAACGGAUACUCGCAGCCGCCGAUCCCACGAGGUCCGAGUGCGCCUCCGGGGCCGGCCGGGCAGCAUCCCGGGUUCGGGAAUAGCCGUCCACCCAUUGUCCGGCCAGGUACAGCCGCGCCGGCGAAUCCGGACGGUCUGCCUGCCCAUCCAACGCCGGUGCGGCCGGGCUUGAUGGAAAACUCGCCGGUGAAUCCGAAUGCCAAGCCACCCCCGAUCCGAAACUACGGAGGAGGUCCUCAGAUGGGGCAGCAACAGAUGCGAUAUUCACAGCAAUCACAGCAGCAGCAGCUGCCGCCACCACCUGUGCAGGAGAAGGAGAGGGAGCCUCCCGUCACGCCCGGCGAGCUGGAGCAUCUGAGGAUGAUCAUCAAGGGCAAUCCCAAUGACCAGGCGUCUGCGCUGAAACUGGCAAAGCGACUCAUCGAAGCCUCCGAUGUGCUGAUACCAAAUAUCCCGGACCCGAGAGGCAGGAACAAGGCGCGUGAGCGAUACCUCAUGGAUGCCCACAAGAUCCUCAAGAAGCUGGUCGCCUCGCAGAACCCAGACGCCAUGUUUGUCAUGGCAGACGGCUCUGGUAGGGGUUUGUUUGGCCCCGAAUCCGAUGCCAAAGAGGCAUUUUCACUGUAUCAGUCGGCGGCCAAGCUGGGCCAUGCCGCUGCCGCCUAUCGCACGGCAGUUUGCUGCGAGAUUGGCCAUGAAGAAGGCGGCGGCACUCGCAAGGAUCCCAUGAAGGCGAUUCAGUGGUACAAGCGGGCGGCGACUCUGGGUGAUCCGCCGGCCAUGUACAAGGUCGGCAUGAUCCUGCUCAAGGGGCUCCUGGGACAGCCCAAGAACCCGAGAGAGGCAGUCGGAUGGCUGAAGCGGGCGGCGGAGCGGGCAGAUGCCGAGAACCCUCACGCGCUUCACGAGCUCGGCCUGCUGUACGAAUCGGCGCAGGGCAACGACGUCAUUAUCCGCGACGAGCAGUACGCCCUGACGCUGUUCCAGCAGGCGGCGGAGAUUGGAUACAAGUUUUCGCAGUUCCGGCUGGGCUGCGCGUACGAGUACGGACUGCUGGGAUGUCCGAUUGACCCGCGGCUGUCGAUUGUGUGGUAUUCGAGGGCGGCUCAGCAGGAGGAGCAUCAGUCGGAGCUGGCGCUGAGCGGCUGGUAUCUGACGGGCAGCGAGGGCGUGCUGGGCCAGAGCGACACGGAGGCGUAUCUGUGGGCGAGAAAGGCUGCUGUUGCUGGGCUGGCCAAGGCAGAGUAUGCGAUGGGAUACUUUACCGAGGUGGGCAUUGGCGUUCCGGCGAACUUGGAGGACGCCAAGCGGUGGUAUUGGCGAGCAGCUGCCCAGGAUUUCCCCAAGGCGCGAGAACGGCUGGAGGACCUGAAGCGGUCUGGAAAGGAAAGGGCGCGGCCGAGGGAGCGCAUCUCGCGCAGCUCGAAGCAGCAAGAAGGAGAUUGCGUGUUGAUGUAGACAUGUUUUCUCUCUCUCUUUCUUCUUCUGAUUUCUGGGGUUUUUUGUUACAAAGGUAUAGAUGUGGGAGAUGCAGCAGCAGCAAUUUCUCUUUCUUCUUCUGUUUUGGAUUAAUGAGAAUGAGGCAAGCCCGUUUGUUUGGAGCAGAAAAGAUACCAUAUGGGUAGAAUGGAUAGGGUUUAACGGAAAGCUUUUGAUUUUAUUUGCAUGCUCUUUUUUUUUCUUCUUUUUUUCUUUCCAGCCGUUCUCUUCUAUUUGAUGUAUUAAUAGAGAUAAGCUUGCCCUUUUACCAGACAAUGUCUAUGUUCUAUAUCUUAUACCGCCGUACAAUUUUGUUGUCCCGGAAUCGUUUCUUCGUGCGCAUCGUAUCGUACAUGGACCGGAAUGCCUUGCGGCUUCUUGUAUCUUACACCUUGGUUGUCUCCUUUCCCCAUUUCACCGGCUGUUGAACAAACCGCCAAAUGAAGCAGAUCCUCCUCCGGCCGCGUUCCCGUCUCGUCUCGCCUCGUUGCAUAUCCAAUCGACGAGAAACUGCCUGUCCGCUAGCUUCCUCGCAUCCAUGACCCUGGUGCCGACCCGCGCCUCGCCAGCCGCGAAGCUCAGCAGCGUCGGCACCGAGGUGAUUGUGUACAAGGAAGCCAGCGGUGGCCCCGGGACAGACGCUGACAUCAUCUCUGGAGCAUCGAACUUUACGGGCGCAAAGAGCACGCCGCCUUGGGGCUCGCCGACGCCGGAGGUGAUGAGGCUGCGGAGGAGCGGCUCGAUGGAGCGGCAGGAGGGACACCAGGAGGUUGUCCAGAGGGUGAGGAGAGGAGCUUGGCGGGAGGUGGAGAGGGCGAGGAUGGAGUUGAAGGAGGCUGGGGAACUGAUGCUGCUAUGAUGUUAGCUUGGUUAGUUCGAGG